This is a messenger RNA of Microcebus murinus (gray mouse lemur), 1792 nucleotides long. It is a transcript of the gene KIR3DL3, whose product is annotated as killer cell immunoglobulin like receptor, three Ig domains and long cytoplasmic tail 3. The record is from RefSeq and is a predicted model, not a curated record. NCBI's taxonomy places the organism in Eukaryota, Metazoa, Chordata, Mammalia, Primates, Cheirogaleidae. Gene Ontology annotation, biological process: immune response-regulating signaling pathway. Gene Ontology annotation, cellular component: plasma membrane.
CACUUUUGCUAGACCCCUGUGUACAGUCCAACAGAAGUGGCACCAUGUCCUCCAAUCUCAUGCCUCUCCUAUGUCUAGGAUUCUACCUAGGCCACAGGACCUUCACACACAUGGGUGGUCACAACCAGCCUUCCCUGUCAGCCUCGCCGAGCCCUGUGGUCCCCCUAGGAGGACAUGUGACACUUCGCUGUUAUUCCCACCUUUCAUUUGUCAUAGUCAAACUAUCCAAAAGAGUUGGGAGCAACAUCUCUGAGAUCUACAGUGUCCUUUCUCACAACACCUUUGCCUUCAACCCGGUCACCACAGCACAUGCAGGGACCUACAGAUGUUCUGUAUCUUACACCCAGAAUCCCUCUGUGUGGUCAGCACUCAGCGAACCCCUGGAGAUCAUGGUCACAGGUGUGUUCAGGAAACCCUCCAUCUCAGCAUUCCCAAGCUCCUUAGUGCACACAGGAAGCAGUGUGACCCUGAGCUGUCUCUCAGAACUGGACUUUGAUAAAUUUAUCCUGCACAAGGAUGGGACCACACAGCAUUCCCAGCUGCCUGCCAAGAGGGUCCAUGCUGAGCUCCCCUACACCCAGGCUGACUUCUCCAUAGAUACCAUGAUGCCCACCCAUGCAGGGACCUACAGAUGCUACGGUUCUCUCAGUCACUCUCCCUGUCAGUGGUCAGCUCCCAGUGACCCCCUGGACGUUGUGAUCACCGGACAAUAUGAAAAGCCUUCUCUCUCCACCCAUGUGGGCCCCACGAUGGGCUCAGGAGAGAACAUGACCUUGUCCUGCAGCUCUAAGACCCGAUUUGACAAGUACCAUCUGUCCAGGGAGGGGGAGGCCCAUGACCGCUGGCUCAGUGAACGCCAGAGCCACAAUGGAACAUUCCAAGUCUACCUACCUCUGGGCUCUGAAACCCCUUCCCACGGAGGGACCUAUAGAUGCUACGGCUACUUCUAUUUCUCCCCCCAUAAGUGGUCAUCCCCAAGUGACCCCCUGCACCUUUCAGUCACAGGAACCCCUAAGAGUACUUGUCUAUCACCCAUAGAAUCAACCUCCAAAUCCAAAGCAGGUCCACCUCCAGGACAGUUCCAUAAACAGGACAUUCUCAUUGGACUCUCAGGAGUCAUCAUCUCCAUUGGCAUUUUCCUCUCUGUUCUUCUUGGUUACUGGUGUUCUACCAAAAAUCAUCCUGCCAUCAUGGACACAGAGCCCAUGGAAGUCCAAAUAAUGGAGAGAAAUGACCCUGCAGCAGAAGAAACACAGGAGAUAGUAUAUGCUCAGCUAAACCAGCACGCACUCACACGGAGAGAAUUCAGUCUCACUUCCCAGUGUUCCAGAUACCGCUUGGAUGAGCCCAGUACCUGGGUGGACCUCCACACUUGCCACGUGGACCACGCUGAGGCCAGACCUGACCCUGGUCUCUGAACAUGCAGAGCAUUGCCACGCAAGGUCCUGGUUCCAGCCCCAGGAGGAUUUCCUCCAUGGACGCUCAUCCUCCUUCUCAAACCAUGACAACAUCUCUGGGUAACAACAGUAGAGUCAGAAUACUUGUGGAUCAUCUUAAAAUCCCAGAGGACCUUCCUAGACACCCAGCUAUUCUAGGACUCUAUUUUGAGUAACCUGUCAUUUAAGGAGGUUACUCACCCACACAUUCUGCACAUCUCAUUAUUACCAUCUUUUUAUGAAACUCUAUGAAGUGAUUCUAGAACGCUUGAUGUGUAUGCUCAGCCAGUUUAGUCUUCAAAUUACUCAAUAAAGUUUUGCAGAGAUGAAGUGUAUUCGACAUCACUACUUUUGAA